Messenger RNA from Brassica rapa (field mustard), 3290 nucleotides. RefSeq names its product DUF724 domain-containing protein 7. NCBI's taxonomy places the organism in Eukaryota, Viridiplantae, Streptophyta, Magnoliopsida, Brassicales, Brassicaceae. The record is from RefSeq and is a predicted model, not a curated record.
AGUUAAGUGAAAGUUAUAUUUUAAAUACAAAAAAUUUGAGAAAUGAAAAUUUUAAUUUUUUUUCAAAAUCUAAAUAUCCAAACCCGAUCCGAAAUAACCGAACCCGAACUAAAACUACCCGAACCCGACCGAAGUACAGAAAUACCCGAACGGGUUUUAUACUUUUAUACCGAAAUAUCCAAAAAUCCGAAAUAUCCGAUCCGAACCCGAACGCCCACCCCUAACUUCAAGACAUAUAUCACACACUAGAAGAUAAUUUGUGCAACCAAUUAUAUUUUAUUAUGUAUUUUGUAAUUGGUUAACUUGAUUUUAAUUUAUAUUUGUGUUGCUACUUUCUAGAUAAAAGUAACAUUUUUUUAAUAUGUGUGAUUUCACCCAAAUCAUCUUAUAAUUUGGAAGAAAUGAUGUAAUAUUUAAUUUAUAUUAAAUAAUAAUUGUGUUAAGAUUUUUUAAAAUAACUAAGUAAUAUUAGUAAAUAUAAAAAAUAAAAUUUGUUAUUAAUAAUUAAUGAUAAUUUAUAGAUAGAAAUAUCUGAAAUAGUAUUUUUUUUUUUAAAUAUCUGAAAUAAGAGCCAUCAGGGCCAGCUCAGGUGCAGUGGUGAGCAGGACGACCGCCCAGGGCCCAAGAGAGAGAGGGGCCCAUAAUGUUUUGAGUAUUCAAAAAAAAAAAUUGUCAAUUGAAUAUUCGAAAUUUAAGAGACAGAGCAGCUAUAGUUGGAAAAAUAUAGGAAUGUUCGUAUAGACUAAUUUUUCUUUUCAAAUCAAAAACGUUUCACGUUCCCCAAAUCUCUUUUCCCCACUAAAUUCUUCGUUUCCCAUUAGAAUUCCAUUUCCCCACAUAUAAUUCUAAUUUUUUAUUUUAUGAGAUCAUGCUAUGUUCUAUAAAUAUUAUUUUAUUUUUUAAAAAUAAAACUUUUAGUAACUAGGUUUAUAUAUUUUAGACGGAUCAAAAUUUUAUUCCUAAUUAUAUGUCACUAAUUCUUUCUAGUACUUGACAAUUAGAUUGUAUCAUGCUGAUCAUUGAACAAAAUUUUGAAAACAAGUGCUAAUACAAUUUUAAAAUCUGAUGGUAUAAAAAUAAUUUAUGUGAGAGAAUUUUUUUUAAUACGACUAAUCACUUCUAAUCCUGUACGUGAGCAUGAAAAUAUUUUAAGCAUUUGGUUUCAUAUUUUGAUAACCUAUACAAUUUUGUUAGAAAUAAACAAUAUUUUAAGAGUUAAAGCUCUAGUGUUUGGCAGGGGAACCAGAAAAAAAAAAAGUUUCAAAAAAAAAAAAAGCUCUAGUGUUUCGGUGGGGAAGAGAGAGAGAGAGAGAGAGAGAGAGAGAGAGAGAGAUUUCUUCUAAAAGAAAGCAUGUUGUCAACUACUGGAAGAAAGGAGAAACUCCCCGCUUCUAAAGGCUCCGAGAUUGAAGUCUCUCUUGACUGGCACCAUCAUCGUCUUGGCGAAGUAUGGUAUCGUGCUACUCUCCAAGAAAACCUUGCUGCUGCUUCAUCUAAGCGCAAGAAGCUCUCCGUUCGACACUUGAACCCUCUGCUCAACGAAGACCACUCUCCUCCGGUAAUCACCACGGCUGUCCAUCGUCUGCUUCGUCCAGUUCCUCCGCCCCUGGAAGUUGGUUUUGGGGAAGGUGACAUGAUUGACGCUGCUCACAAAGAUGGCUGGUGGUCUGGUUGGGUGAUUAAAGUUAUGGGUAAUGGGCGUUUCUUGGUGUACCUCAGGUUCGAACCUGAUGUCAUCGAGGUUGAAAGAAAGGACUUGCGACCACAUUUGGUUUGGAAAGAUGAAGAGUGGUUUCGUUGUUGCGAAGAAAAACUACUGACUGAGAAAGAGUUUAGCACUGGAACGACUGUAGAAGUCAAAAAAAAGGUGGAACCAUUUGGUAUUAUUUGGGCUCCGGCUAUAACCAUAAAGGAGAAUGAAACUGGGACAUUGCUGGUCAAGUACAAGGGUUUUGGCCGUGAAGGUAGAAAGACAAACGUUUCUUACUCUAAGAUCCGGCCUUCACCACCGCCUUUUGGUUCAAGAGCUUUUGGGUUGAUGGAAAAUGUGGAUGCCCUCCUCGAGUCUGGAUGGUGCCCAAGUGUAGUAACCAUGGUUCUUUCUUGGAAUAGAUACGCUGUGCUUUUGGGUCGAAACAAGCCCUGUGAAGUCUUUAACCACUCGCAGUUAAGACCAUCCGUGGAGUGGAGUGAUGGAGCUUGGCAAACACAAGAAGAAAAGGCAAAUGAGGAGUCUAAUAACAUAGAGAGCGUGAACGAGAGGCAAAGAGGACAACAACCACAGGUAUCGGCUUCUCAGACACCUGAUCCAAUGCCUAAUGUUGUGGAAACUCCUAAAGCGAAAGAAACAAUAAUGGUUCUGCCAUUUGUAAAGAAGUCACCGUGUUGGCAAGUCCUUGAAUCAGUGGAGAUCCUCAAAGCUGUGCCACAGCAUCCACAUUUCAGCCCAUUGCUAAAGUGCAAGGAGGCGUUACGUGAAGGAGAAGCCAUUCGUGCAAUGAUCAACUUCGCUAAGCUGUUAGGGAUAGUCGGGGAUUUACAAGUGGACGCUUCAUUAAACGACAUAAACAGUAUCAACGAGUUCUUUCUCAUGCUGGAGAAAUACGGAUUUGAUGUUACGGCGCCUCGAGCUAAGAUAGAAAAGCUAUUGUCCAUUAAAGAAAGCCGGACAUGGGCAUUGGAAGAGUUGCAAGUUGCUGAGAGAGUGAUGGCUGAGAAAGACAAUAAAAGAAGGAAGUUGGAAGACCAGAUUGUUGAGCUGCAGAGACAAGAAGCAUUGCUCAAGGAAGAGAAAGUGAGAGAGGACAAGGAGAUAGCUCGGAUACAGUCUGAAGCAGUGGUUCUCGACCAAAAGGUUCAGAAUGCAGUGCAGGAGUUUCUGGUAACUGCGACUGCACCAUGGUAAUAUUUAAGCAAAUCCAUAUAUUUUAAGUGUGUAGUGUUAUUAACCACUUUUGAGUUCUUUGCAUGUUGGUGGAAGAUGAUAAGUUUGACUAGUCCUAAUUUGAUAACAUAUCCUCAUUUGCUCAAAUAUAAUAUUGAACACAAAAUUAUGGGUAGAAUAAAUGUCUGAAAAUUAUAUAAAACAUGAUGAUAUAUUAAAAACAAAUAAUGGUAAUAAUCUUGCGCACAGCGGUCUUGAGGGAUAGUUUUUUUUACAUGGUUAGGAUAUCUACCUUCGGUAUCCAUUGGCACAUUGUUUCCAACAUAGGGAGGAAGAGGAUCGGAAUGGAAGAGUAACCAUCAUCAAACUCAGUAUAAGGAAACUGUGUGUAGUUACAACCAUAACU